This is a messenger RNA of Prorocentrum cordatum, 543 nucleotides long. NCBI's taxonomy places the organism in Eukaryota, Dinophyceae, Prorocentrales, Prorocentraceae. The record is from the annotation of a GenBank genome assembly.
AUGGCUGAGUUGUUCUCGGCUGCCCUGGACAACGACAUCCUGAAGGAGUUCCAGCAUCAGGGCGACCACGACAACCUCAACUCCUGGAUCGCUGCCGUCGGCAACCUGGAUGGCCAGCGCGUCGACUCCCUCCAGGCCCUGACCGAGACGUGCGAACGGUACAAGGCGCGGGCUGUUGAAAUUGGUCUCUCCAACGGCCGUCGCGCAUUUGCAUCUUGGGUAUCUCGUAUAUGGAAGCAGUCGCCUGGCCUGGCCCUUCGGCAUGUCAAACCGACGACCCAGCCACGGCCCGAACACUUCGACCAGCAGGGCAAAACCUACGCGAUGCCGCAUGUGGUCAUGGAUAAGAGGGCAAACUACUGGGAAGGAGAAUGGGCUGCCAGCGGCGUCAACCCCGAGCGCAUCCUCGAGGGCCUGAAUUACGUGGAGGCCCGCGCCAGAGAGGAGGAUGCAGAGCCCAUCGAGCUGGAGGCCCUCGGCAUAGUCCUCGCCAGGCAGAGCCCUCGAAAAUCACGUGGCGCGGACAACCCUGGUCCGAUCGAG